UUUGCUUCCUUUUGGGUCUUCCUUUCCCCUUUUCCCCCUUUCUCUUUAUUAAUUAUGUUUCAACUUCAACCUCCCAAGGCUAAUGAUUUCGCAUAGCUGCCGAGGAAUCUGAGGAGAUGUGACAGUGUACACACAUUAUAGUGUCGUUAUACUUCUACAGCACUUCCAAGAAAUUAACAGAAGAAGAAGAAGAAGAAGAAGAAGAUUUGGCCAUGGAAGAUCUCAUUGAUUGUUUCCCAUUUAUGUCUGCAGCAAAAUGCUUCUUUUGACCUUGUUUCCUUUUCUCUCUGGGUUUUGGCUUCUGGGGUUUUUGCCUUUUGGGGUUUUGGUUAAUUCUCCAUCUGGGUUUUUGCUCUAGCUAGCUGAAUUUAUACCAUUGUGAUUACAAUGUUUGUGUCUCAGUACCAAGCCAUGGGUGUGAACAAUGUGGGUGACACCACCUACACCAAGAUCUUCGUUGGGGGAUUGGCUUGGGAGACUCAGAGAGAAACCAUGAAACGACAUUUUGAGCAGUUUGGAGAGAUCCUUGAAGCUGUUGUCAUCACUGAUAAAUACACUGGAAGAUCAAAAGGAUAUGGCUUUGUUACAUUCAAGGAUCCAGAUUCCGCAAUGAGGGCAUGCCAAGAUCCCUCCCCUGUGAUUGAUGGAAGGAGAGCUAAUUGCAAUCUCGCAUCUCUGGGUGCACAGAAGAAUCGCCCACCAGCUCCUUCACGAGAAAAAAUUGCAGGAACGGAGAGAUUCAGACCAACAACUUGGUCCAUGGUGCCACUCUCCUACCGCGGCAUAGCAUUUCCCUACUCCACUUAUGGGUAUUCUGGGUAUCCACAGCCACAAGAUAUGCACACAAUGAAUUAUUACAAUGGAUAUGGUGGGCAGCAGGUUUCAUCUUAUUACACUGGUGCAGCUUCUGGGUCCCCUGGGAUUUAUUACAGUUACUAUCCUUUCUAUGCUCCUCAGUAUGGGCAGAGCAGUUCAGCCCAGCUGGGGUUUGGGAUUCCCAGCCCCCAAACAGUCCAAUACUCACAUUUGCCACAGCAAUCCCGUGGCGUCGGGGCAUUCUCGUUCCCGGCUGCGUCGGUUUCCCCUUCGACUUCUUCCAUGAUCACUUCCGCAACGGUAGGUGCGGCAACAGUGGCGGUGGGAGCAGCGGCAGGAGCGGCCGCGACAGCCUCUGCCUCUGACCAGAAUUCAUCAGCCUAAUUUUGAUCGAGGAGGAACAGAUGUAGAAGCAGAGUUACAGAGACAGAAAAGGGAAGGCAAGGAAUGGAGCAUUGGAAGCAGGGAAGAUUGAUUCAAUUCAUGCUCUCAAGUUUGAUCCAUGAGCAUUUUUGGAUAGACAAUAUAGAGAAAUGGCAAUUCUGAUUUUAUUUAUUGAUUGUUUAACACGGCUGAGGGAGGAUUGAUUCAAUUCAUGCUCCAAAUUUGAUUACCCAUUCUUUUGAUCGAUUUGAUUUAUUAAUCCGUGUGUUUAUGGUUCAGAACAUAAUUAUUAUUUUUUUAA
Messenger RNA from Malania oleifera, 1501 nucleotides. RefSeq lists its product as uncharacterized. The coding region runs from base 388 to 1200 and encodes 270 amino acids. Gene Ontology annotation, molecular function: RNA binding. The transcript has 6 exons. Lineage: Eukaryota; Viridiplantae; Streptophyta; Magnoliopsida; Santalales; Ximeniaceae. The record is from RefSeq and is a predicted model, not a curated record.